Messenger RNA from Papaver somniferum (opium poppy), 504 nucleotides. RefSeq lists its product as uncharacterized. The transcript has a single exon. Bases 1 to 504 code for a protein of 167 amino acids. NCBI's taxonomy places the organism in Eukaryota, Viridiplantae, Streptophyta, Magnoliopsida, Ranunculales, Papaveraceae. The record is from RefSeq and is a predicted model, not a curated record.
AUGGGUUCAAUUUGUAAAUCUGUUGAUGAUGUUAGUAAAGUUCAUCCAAGAAGGAAAGCAAGUUAUGCAGAUUUACAUACUUGGCCAGAAUCUGAUAAAGAGUUUCUGAAAUCUGUAAGUCUUUCUCAAGAUCAAGAACAAGGAGGAAAGGUGAUGAAGAAUGGUCCUCCAAGGGUUUUGGAUUCUAUUUCUUGUAGAAAUAUGUAUAUAAGAAGUUAUAAAUUUACAACAGAGAAGAAGAAAGAAACAGUUCCUGAGAAAACUAAGAGAUGUUUUGGUAAAGUUAAAGAUAAAGUUGUUCUGUAUAACAAGAGAUCAUCAUCAUCAAAAGGGGGUAGUGUUAUUGCCACUAAUGGUGGUAAAAAGUUGAGAAGAAGAAGAAGAAAGUGUACUAUUGUGAGGAAAGUUAAAGAAUCUCUGUUUUCUUUGUUCCGUAAACUACUUUCUUGUUCUACUAGUGUUGAUGUUGUUGAUCAUCAUCAUCUUAGUAGUAAAAUCUUUUAG